Molecule: messenger RNA, 6498 nt
Organism: Funneliformis geosporum
Lineage: Eukaryota; Fungi; Glomeromycota; Glomeromycetes; Glomerales; Glomeraceae
Source: the annotation of a GenBank genome assembly
AUGGAAUCUUCCGGAAAUCCUAAAAAGCAAGAAGAAAAUGUAAAUGAAAAAGCGGAUAGUGAUAGUAACGCAUUUAAUUCGCCGUCAAAAAACCAACCGCCUAAUAAUGAAAACAGCUUGGAACAGUCUACUAGUCAACCUAUCAAUAACAAGAAUAGCAAGGAUGAGAACAAAAUCAAAGUUAUUUUUCACGCUCAUUUUCCAGAAAAUACUUUUAAAAUUGGGCAUCCCGUAAUUUUUGGUGACGGAAAAGAGUUAGGUUCUUGGGAGCAUCCCAAUAUUAAACUUCAACAACCAUUUCCUCAAAUUCCAACGUAUUGGCAAUCUAAUCCAGUUAAUAUUUCUUUAUCAAAUAUUGCUGAAGGGCAUGUCAUUCAAUAUAGAUAUGCUAUUCAUACAAUGGAAGGAAAAAUUGUAUUUGAAGGAGAUAAUCGAAUUUUGGAUACUGCGAGAAAUGAUCAAUUCGGAAUAUGGAAGAACACUCAAGCUUUGCGUAUAUCCUUGGAGAAAAUUCAAGACUUUACUUUUGUCAAUUAUAUUUAUAAUUCUAUCAAUGCUGAUAACCUUAAAGAUAAAGUCAUGCAAUUUCAACAUUUAUUAGCUAAUCACGAAGAUCUAACAAUUCGAAAUCAUAUUCAAAGACAAACUAUGCCUUACGAAUUAUCAAAUGAAUUUCCAUCCGAAUUAUUACUUGAUGCACUAGAGGGAUAUAAACAAGAUAUUUUACCUCUAGACACCAGAGAUCAAAUGUGUAUUGCCAUUACAGCUUUAGUCCACCAUAAUGCUUUUCAAAUGCAUUUCAAUUGGCUCAAGGUUUUUAAAAUCGCUGCAAAAGUCGACCCUAAAUAUACCUUUAUUGAUCGUUUAAGAGCUUUAAUGUAUCCUAAUGAUAGUCUAUUAGAAACAUUUGUUAAAGGAGCCGAAAUUAUUAGGCCCUAUAUCGAUGGAAUCGAUUUUGAAGCUUAUGUUAAACUUGCCAAGGCACUUUCUCACCUUUGGAGUGGUGUUCUUUUGCAUAAUGCCGAGUUUGAUAGAAAUAUUUUCAAGUGCUUUGCUAAUCGAGUUCAGGUGAAUAUUUCCGAUGAUGAUGCUAUUGCUCUGGACGCUCAUUUUAAGGGACUACCUCAAAGUUGUCGUAGUGAAGUUUCCGGAGUUUUCCGGGAUCAUGCUUUAUUAUUGCUUAAAAAUCCAAGCAGCAAAUGGACUGAUCAAAACAUAUUCGCUAUACGAAAACUACUUCAAGAUGUUAAUCUAAACUGGAACGGCGAUGACGUCAUACUUGCAUUGGAGUUGAUAUCCAAAUCUAAUGAUUUUGGAUUAUUGGGUAUCUUUCCGGAACUUUUGGAUGGGUGGUUUCGCAAGGACUUUUCUGAUCCUAAAAAUAGGAUACAAAAUAUUUGUGUGAAUUGGUUUACGCUCUUUUUGAUCAAACUGAGUACAAAUAAUCAAUAUGCUCCAAAUGAAGGUGCCUUCGUUUUUUUGGUAUUUCAACAAUUAGAACGUAUGCAUCCUUUGCUUGGCCAGAGGAUUAAUAUUUGGCGAGAUAUAACAAAAAUUGCCAUAAAGAGAGUAAAGAAAUGCUCAGAAGCUCAAAUCUUUACCGCAACAAAAUUAGUAGUGCAUUUAAAACGUGACGAAUUCAAAAAUUUAUUUGUAGAGUUGGUCAAAAAAGUAUUAAGCAAGACAGUUCAAAAUAUCGAUGAUCAAUUAAUAGAUAAACUGCUUGUAAUUUGUAAUUGUGUUGAUAAGACUAAACCUUUACUUGUUCCUAAUUUGAUGUGCGAAGAGAUUUUAUGCCACGUAAUGAUCAAAUUGCAAAACAAAUCGAUAGCGUCCAGCCGCUCGGAACAUCAUUUAAAUACUUUAAAUGAUAGGAAAUUUUGGAACGUUAUAUUAUGCGCUACUGGGAGUGUUGAAAACCUUAACUUAAACUCAUACGUUAAACAUAUUAAAGCGUCUAUAUACGAACUUGGCAAAUUGCUUAUUGAAAGAACUAUUGACAUAAAAUCAUUACAACAAAUUUUGAAAUAUUCAGACGAAGAAUUAUUCAAACAUCUUAACGCAACUUCAGGUGUGGUGAUCUCUCUGGAUGAAAUUGUGAGGGUUAGAGAGCUAUGUCAUAAUUUUCAACUUCAAUCCGAUAUACUUUUCAAGUUUUAUGAAAGAUUUUGUUCUACUGCUCAAGAUGUGAAUGUUUAUUUACAGCAAAUACAAAGUUCCGACAGGGCAAAUUUGAGACAGGGUUUAACAGCAGAUUAUUGGUUAUUCCAUGAGAAAACGAUCAAUAGCGCAAAACUUUGCUAUAAAUUCAAUCAGUCUCAAACUUUUCAAAAUAUAUUUGAAAUUUGUCUCCAGGAAGAUGCUGCUGCUAAAAAAGUAGAAUAUAUAGCAAAUACGUUGAUGCCAACUGUUUUUAAAAAAUAUAACGCCUUCUGUGUGCAAUUUAGAGAGUGGGAAAAAAUUAAAUGUUCAGAUGCAUCCUUAUUUUGGAAAAAUGUGACAAAUUUCAAUGUAGAACUCGAUUUAAUGGGUGGAAAUGAGACCCUUAGAGAUAAUAGUUUUGUACAAUCCCUUGAUCACGUUUCAAAAAUUCCUCAAUGGAUUGAACGCCUUGAACGACUAGAUAAAGUUGCAUAUAUUUUCAAUAUUCCACGUGAUACUGAUGAUUGGUUGUCGAAAUUUAUUCGUAUUUUAAAGGACGAUUCCAGGAUGCUCGGACAAAUAAAUAAUUUUUUCGAUUAUCUUUAUAGCAAUCUCUCUAGAGUUAAUAAUGAUUGUUGGAAAUUGAUAAGCGAAUUAUCUGAUGCUGAUGAUUUUAUGAGUUUCUUGAAGGAAAUUGCCCAACAUGAUAUUACAAACUUGAUCAAUGUUAUAGAUGAAAAUGCAGAUGAAAAAUUGGUCAAGGAGGAGGAAACGGCUUCUUCGCUUAUUCAAGUCAAGCAAUUUUUAUUUCCAUUAAUGGAUAAGAAUAAUAUGGAAACUGUUGCUGAUAUUUUGGACGCGUUAUCCUUAAUUAUUAAGAAAAAUUCCACUUUAAGAGAGAGGAUUAUUUUAUGUAAAAGUAGUAAUAUGGCAUUACAAAACAUGUAUAAUAGUAUUUCAACCCGUGGCAAAAUUACCAAGGAAAAAAUUAAGAAUGCCGUAAAUAAUGGAAUUUAUACCUUUAAACGUGAUGAGAAGGAAGAAAAAUGUACCGUAACAUUAGUUUUUACCUCCAAGACAGAGAUAAUUUAUAAUUUGAAUGAAAUUUUGGAUUUACGCGGACGAGCUCUUUUAAUUGUGAAAACUAUAAUUAAUGAUAAAGAUAUGGAAUUGCCAAAGAAUGUUGCUGAUGAUUUUAUCACUCAAGUUGAUACUGCACAAGAAAUAAUUAGUGUGGUAUCCGCAUUAAUCCAAACGGGACAUUUUGAUUAUCAAAGUUUUGAAAAGAAAUUGCGUGGAACAAUAUCUAUGAAAAAGUUUUUAAAAUACUCAAAAGAUGAGCUUAAAAAAUGGGAAGAUAUAGUAAAUAACGCACAAAAAGGGUGUUAUUAUUUAACAUUCUUCCCUGCUCGUCACAUCCUAACAUUCUACGCUUAUUUUAUAUCAGAAAAACAAUUAGAUAAUGAUAAUGAAGAAAAAUGUAGAACGUUGAUUAGAUCUAUAAACAGCAAAGUUCAAUUACCAUCUCGUAAAGAUUAUCUUGAAAUUCUUUGUGAAAUUGGUGACGGAUUAAAAAGAAUUUUUAGAAAUGUUCCAAAACAAACGCGUGAAUUUACAAUUACUAAACAACUCAUAAUGUCAGAUAUCGUUACAAAGGGUAAAUUGUUCGUUGCGGCUUGUACUGACAAGUCUCGAGUUCCAAACAUUAUCAUGUCAUUAUACGCAAAUCAUGGAUUUUAUCCCGAACCAUGGCAACUCUUAAUAUGUACUUCAACUACUACACCGGAAGAGCUCUCGAUCUUUAUCAAAAGAAGUUUUUUUGCUUCAAAUAAUGGAUAUGAGAAUCACUUAUUCUGUAUCGCAAAUUUAGAAGAAUUAGAGAUUGAACUACAAUUUAUUUUAAUUGAUCAAAUUAGAAUAUUGCGAGAAAGUUACAAUCAAUAUCUUUUGGCACUUAUCUGUUGCAAAGAAACUGAGAUGUACAACUAUAUUUUAGAUCAAUCGUCCUUAGAAGUUCAUUCAACUAACGGGCUAGACACUGAAGAAAUGAGAGAAAUCUAUCAAGAAUUAUGUCAGAAUGUUAUAUGUGUAACAUCAGACUUAUCCGGGCAAGGUAAAACCGAGUGGAUCAAAGAAACUAGUCUGAUUAAAAACCAAGUUCCGCGUGGAUUUUUGAUAAGAGAUGGUAUGGAUUUUGGUACACUUUUGCACCAAUUCAAAGAGUGUAAACUUCGACCCGAAGAAAGUUUGCAUAUUAAUAUAGUCACUUCGGACCACCCUGAAGAUGUCAAUAUGUUUUUAUUCGAGUUAUUAACCUUGGACAUAGCUUCUUCCAAUAUCGAUUCAGCUUGUAUUUCAUCUUCAGAAACACCUACGUGCAUAUUUAUCGAAGUAGCUUCAACUUCACAACAACGUUUGCUUAAUUCUCUUCCUAUGACGAGAUAUCUAUUGUCCAAACAUUUAACUUGGAACAUAGAAAAUUUGAGAAUCUCUCAACAAAUUAAUAGUCCAAUUCAGAUUACUUGUCAUUAUUUGAAUUUAUAUGAUCACAACGAGAUAGAUGCUAAAGAAAUCCUCCUCCGAAAUGAUGCGAUCAAAAAACCGAUAUCAGUAGAACGUUGCCGGAACCUUAUCGAGAAAUAUUUUUUUCAUGAAAAUUCCAGUGAUGUUUCAUCAUUUAGAUUCGUUGAAAUCUUUGUUAAUGUUCUUGCAGAACAAUUAGUUCAAUUAUCAACUAGUCAAUUUUUCUCUGUGGAUAAUCUGAAAUUAAUGAUGAUAAAAGAAGCUAAUAUUGGAUCUUUAAUAGUUGGUACUUUGAUGGUGGUCUCAAAAGAUCUCGCAAUUAGAUCUAUCCAAAUGAAGGCUUCACAAUUAGAAUCUCUGAAUAGCGAAAAUGUUCGUCUUGGAACGAUUGCUCAUUGGGAUGAUUCAGAUAAACUUAUGGUAUUCUUCAAUUCCAAAAUCCCAUAUUUGCUUUAUCGUGAUAGUUCAAAAGUUCACGACAGUGUUAAGACUUUAUUCAAAAGCCAAGUAAUCGGGGAUCGAACUGAAUGGGAAUUGGAUGAUAUUAAUGCGAUUCCUGCAAAUGCCAUCUUCGCAAUAUUAGAAGAAUUGGCACAAAGUUCGACGGAAAAAUUAAAACUACCUGAAUAUGCUUUAUCUAGAGAUAAUUUAAUAAAGAUGGCACUAAUUCUUUUCCGAGCACAUGCCAAUAUUCCAGUUAUAGUUUGCGGUGAAGCAGGGUGUGGCAAGACAAGUUUAAUUGCAUACUUGGCUAUAUUGUCCGGAGUGCAAUUUCAAGCUCUUAACCUUCAUGCCGGAAUUAAUGAAGGAACUAUCAUGACAUUUAUAGAUGACGCUUUGAAAAAAGCAGAAAAGGGAGAGAUUUGGUUAUUAUUUGAUGAAAUCAACACUUGCAAUCACAUGGGCUUACUUGCAGAUUUAAUAUCUCGUAGAAUAUUUAAUGGUAAACCUAUACAUUCAAAUAUUCGUUUAUUCUCUGCUUGCAAUCCAUAUCGUCUUCGUACAAGUGCCCAAAGCGUAACUGGAUUAACAAAUAAGCCUAAAAAGUAUGAACAACAUGGUAAUCUUGUUUAUCAAGUCAAACCACUUCCCGAUCAAAUCUUAGACUAUGUAUGGGACUAUGGUAUUCUAAAAUCAGACGAUGAAUGCAAAUAUAUUCAGACAUUGGUCGAGAGAGAAUUGAAAGAUCUAGCACAUCCAGUAUUUAUAGAGCUUUUAUUCGCUUCGCAGAAAUUCAUUCGUAAGGUUGAAGAACCAUAUAGUGUUAGCUUACGUGAUGUCAAGCGAGCCAUAACAUUAAUGAAAUUCUUUUAUAAUUCUCUUGAGAAUCGUCCGCCUUUAAGAAAAGGACUUAAAUAUCCACCACCUGGAAAUCCAACCAUAACAACUAGAUCAUACAUUUUAGCAAUCAGUCUUUGUUACCAUUCUCGAUUAUGUGAUCAUGAAAUGCGUAAACAAUAUCGUCAUGAAAUGGAACAAAUCUUACAAAAUCAUAAAGUUUAUGAAGGAGAAAACAUGUUCUCUAGAAUUACUCGUGAAGAGCAGGAAGAUUAUAUUAAUAGAAUGAAGUGCCCACCUAACACGGCAAAGAAUGAAGCAUUAUUAGAAAAUAUAUUGUCUCUGAUUGCAUGCAUCUUAACCAGAAUUCCUUUGUUUUUAAUCGGGGCUUCUGGCUUGGCUGAAAAAAGUCCUUUCAAUCCUUUAAAAGUACUUCAUUCUUUGCUCGAACCGAGUUAUCCAGCAAAAGGACCCAACGUAUCGGUUAUUGGAGUAUCAAAUUGGCGCUUGGAUAAUAGUAAAAGCAAUCGCGCAUUACUUGUUCAUAGGUAUUGA